AUGACUAUGAGCUCACCAGUACUCGCUUCACCCGAAGAAGGAAAGAAAAGGCGGACGAAACUGAUCCGAUUGAGAAAUGGACACUACAGAAGAAUCGUUGACAUAUCCACUACUGAGGAAAGAAAAUUAAUUCCCAAUAUAUGUAGUUGUGUUUGCGUUACCCCACGAAAGGAUGAUUCUGAGAACGAAGGAAAAUGGGAAGACCUGAAAAAUGCCAAGAGGUCAAAGGAGUACGACGAGAAGAGCGAUUACAUGGAAUCCGAAAAGAAAGAAUCGUACACGGUUGCGAUAAAUGAGGACCAAACAGAGAACCUGUAUUCUAAAACAAUUUCCUUCACAUCUGUUACGCCUACUAGCGUAAGGAGUGAGGAAGCAGAAUCUCGCAGGAAACAGUCCCCGUUGGAUGCGAAGGAAGAAGAGGAAGCGGAAGAGAAGGAAGAAACCGAAGAAGAAAUCGAAGAGGAAGAAAUAGAAUCUACUGAUGAUGAAAAAGAGGAGGAAAAAAAAGAAAUUAUACCUGAAGCAAAGAAACUAAUAGAACCAUCCAAAACGCUGAUGAGAGGAACGAAGACAAACAUUUAUUUCCUUUCGAAUAAAGAAAUGGUACAGACUUUAAUGUGUUACAAUUACAAUUGCAAUGCUGUGGUCUUCGAAAAAGACACAUAUCUAAGGUACCUUUACAUGAAGUCUAUCAGUAAUAUUAUACUGAAUGAGCGCAUGAUUGACGAGCUGUGCAAACAGGAGGAUUUAAAAUAUGUCCUAACCAGCAAUGCUAUAGUUUUAGAAUCUACAGAUUUUCUCAAGCCACUAAUUAUAGAAUUUGAGUCGUCCAUUUCGAAGAGAGUAUUUGUCAGACAUCUCAAGCACAAUGCAAAAAAAGAAAUAGACAUAAAAAAGUACCACGACUACUUGGGCGAACUUAACAACCACGAAAAAAUACGUCUCAUGAAGAUUGAAAGGUUCCACUCUUUCAAUAAGAUGAUCCAGAGCCACUGA
Messenger RNA from Plasmodium coatneyi, 996 nucleotides. RefSeq lists its product as uncharacterized. The record is from RefSeq and is a predicted model, not a curated record. Bases 1 to 996 code for a protein of 331 amino acids. NCBI's taxonomy places the organism in Eukaryota, Apicomplexa, Aconoidasida, Haemosporida, Plasmodiidae. The transcript is spliced from 2 exons.